Messenger RNA from Mixia osmundae IAM 14324, 2542 nucleotides. RefSeq lists its product as uncharacterized. The coding region runs from base 65 to 2542 and encodes 825 amino acids. The transcript is spliced from 7 exons. Lineage: Eukaryota; Fungi; Basidiomycota; Mixiomycetes; Mixiales; Mixiaceae. Gene Ontology annotation, biological process: carbohydrate metabolic process. The record is from RefSeq and is a predicted model, not a curated record. Gene Ontology annotation, molecular function: aldehyde-lyase activity.
CUUGUGGGUCGCGUCUCUCCAGCUGUAUCGCCGAGGCCUCCGAAGUCGAUAGCAAGAUAUCAAGAUGGGCCACGCAGAAGGCUCAACAGAGCCAAAGUCAUCCUCCCUUCCAGAUCUCAAGUCUAUUCUCGGCAUCAAGCUCGACACGCAGAAGCUUGGACCCACUGAGAAAGAGCUCGAGAGCCUCGAGACCUUUCAGCGGGCAUGCAACUUCAUGGCUGUCUCGCAGAUCUUUCUCAAUCGUUCGGCUGUCGAUCCGUCUACCCUCGAAAAGAGGGAUGUCAAGCGUCGCUUGCUCGGACAUUUUGGCACAUGCCCAGGCCUCGCACUCGUCUGGGCGCACACCAAUCUGCUCAUACAGAAAGAGCAAGAUUCGCGCUUCCUCAUGAUAACCGGCCCGGGACAUGGCGCACCGGCAAUUCUGGCUGGCGUUUACCUCGAAGGCAGCAUGACACGUUUCUAUCCGCAAUAUUCGCUUGACAAGACGGGCUUCAACACCUUCAUUCGUGCAUUCAGCUGGCCAGGUGGCAUACCUUCGCACGUUAACGCUGACACACCUGGCGCUAUUCACGAAGGUGGCGAGCUAGGCUAUGCGCUUGGAGUCGCAUAUGGCUCCGUCAUGGAUAACCCUGACCUCAUUUCCGUCGUAGUUGUAGGCGAUGGCGAGGCAGAGACUGCUACCACCGCGACGAGCUGGCAUUGCCACAAAUUCAUCGAUCCCGCCGAGUCUGGAGCUGUCAUCCCGAUCCUACACGUCAACGGCUUCAAGAUCUCUGAGCGCACGCUCUUUGGCACGAUGGACGACAACGAAGUUCUUGCGCUUUUCACAGGCUACGGAUAUCAGUGUGCUAUCGUUGAAUACGAAGAUGUCACCAAUCCCGGCCGUCAGAGUGAUAUCAAGAUUCAAGUCGACAUGUGGGCUGCUAUGCAAUGGUGUUACGCCGAGAUCAAGAAGAUCCAGACGGCUGCUCGCUCGGGCAAGCCUAUGACAAAGCCGCGAUGGCCCAUGAUCGUCUUGCGCUCCCCCAAAGGCUGGACAGGCCCACUCAAGGUCGAUGGUAUGCCAAUGGUCAACUCGUUCAGGUCACACCAGAUCCCUCUGCCCAAGUGCGCAAGCGAUGACGAGCAAUUUGAGAUGCUGAAGAAAUGGCUAUCGAGCUAUCACCCCGAAUCCUUAUUUGACGAAUCAAAAUCCAACAUCAUCCGGCCCGAGGUGCUCGAGCUUGUGCCGAAGGACGAAGGACGUCGCUUGGGCCUCAUCAAAGACGCAUGGAACAACUACAGGCCGCUCGAUUUGCCAGCUGAUUGGAAAGCAUUUGCAAGCGACAAGCUUAGCGAAGAAAUCAGCCCAAUGAAAGCCAUUGCGAAAUAUUUGGAGGUCGUUAUCGAGAAGAACCCGAAAGACUUCCGAAUCUUCUCGCCUGAUGAGCUGGCUUCCAAUAAACUCAACUCGGUGCUCGAAAAGACGAAUCGGAACAUGCAGUGGGACCCCGAGACAGCCAACCGAGGCGGUCGCGUCAUCGAGGUGCUCAGCGAGAACAUGCUGCAGGCUUUCUGUCAAGGCUACACUCUCACAGGCCGAACUGGUUUGUUCCCUUCCUAUGAGGCAUUCUUGAUGAUCAUCGAUACAAUGCUCAUUCAAUACGUCAAGUUCAUCAAAGUCGCUCAAGAAUCCGGCUGGCGCUCCCCGAAUGCUUCGCUCAAUUACAUCGAGACAUCGACACUCUGGCGUCAGGAGCACAACGGCUACUCGCAUCAGCAGCCAGGCUUGAUCGAUGUAUUCCUCGACCUGCCACAGGCAAUCGCCCGGGUCUACCUGCCACCUGACGGCAAUUCUGCCGUCUCUGUCAUCAAUCACUGCCUUCGCUCGAAGAACUAUGUGAAUCUGAUCGUAGGCUCCAAAACACCCGGGCAUAACUUCCUGACGAUCGAAGAGACCGAGAAGCACUGCGUCGCCGGUAUCUCUGUAUGGGGCAAGCACUCCACAGACGACGGCAAGGAUCCCGAUGUUGUCUUGUGUGGUAUCGGCGUCGAGGUCACAACAGAGGUCGUCGCCGCUGUCACUCUACUCAAGAAGGAAGCGCCAGAGAUCCGUGUACGAGUCGUCAAUGUCGUCGACUUGCUCGUUCUGGCCGAACCUGGCGAGCACCCACAUGCGCUAGAUCAGCACGCAUUCGAGUCUAUCUUCACAGCAGACAAGCCUGUCAUCGUUUCAUUCCACGGCUAUCCCAACGCAGUCAGAGCACUCAUCUCAGGUCGAUCCUCUUCACCCCAUCACUCACGCUUCACCGUACUCGGAUAUAUGGAAAAGGGCACGACAACGAGUCCAUUCUCAAUGCUGCGCGUCAACGGUGUGGGUCGUUACGAUCUUGCCAUUCAUGCUGUGCGAGCAACACAAUCCUUUUCGCCACAAAAGCUCGGUCCCAACAGCAAUAUCCUCGUCGCGGGCUGGCAGCACAAGAACCGCGAAUCUGAGCGGUAUGCCGAAGAGACUGGCGACGAUCCGCCUGAGCUGAAAGCGGCCGUACUAUACGAGGCUUGA